Molecule: messenger RNA, 1428 nt
Organism: Phaeoacremonium minimum UCRPA7
Lineage: Eukaryota; Fungi; Ascomycota; Sordariomycetes; Togniniales; Togniniaceae
Exons: 1
Coding region: 1-1428 (475 amino acids)
Source: RefSeq, a predicted model, not a curated record
AUGGCGACCGAUCCGCAUCACCAACAACAGCCACAACAGCAACAGCAAGAACAAUACACGAGCUACGACUGGAACUCGCCCGAGGUCGCCCCUCAACACCAUCAGCAUCAGGAGUACUACGGUGGUGAGCACCACCAGCCUCACCAGUAUGCGGAGACAACAAAGUACGCUCCUCAGGUCCAGCCCUACCAGGAGGUAGCAUACGACAGUCUUCCUCAAGUCGCACACGACAACUCCAAUUACCCUCAGGUUGCCUACGACAAGACCCUGCCCGAAGCAUUACCACCACACGCGUAUCAGCAGCAUUCACCACAGCCGCCGUACGACUCGCAACAGUACAACUACUAUCAGCAAUCACCGGCGGCUGAUGCUCCCCAAGUAUACGAGGGUGAGAAGAAAACCCUCGGGCUACGCAAACGCACAUUGCUCAUUGUCUUGGGCCUCAUCAUAGCCUUGGUGGUGAUAGCUGCGGUGCUGGGCGGCGUGCUUGGUACACAGUUAGGAAAAGACAAGAAGAGCAAGGAUGAGGACAUACCGACCACGACGGCGAGCUCAACGCCGACCUCGAGUCCGACCCCGACGGCCACCCCCAUAAUACUCGACACGUCCAAGCUCAGCGCAGUGAACUGGACAGACUCGGACAACACGGACUACCAGGCCGUCUUCUGGCAGGACAACCAGACGAACCUGAUCAUGUCGCUGUCCGACUCGGGCGGCAAGACGUGGGAGACGACCAACAUCUCCGACAUCAUGAGCUCGUCCUUCUCCGCCAAGGCCGGCACGCACCUCAGCGCCGCCGUGCGCGGCUACCCGUGGACGAGCUCGCCGUGGAACAAGGAGUUUGGCAUCGCGCUCUACUACAUCGCCGAGUCGGGCGUCAUCGAGGAGGUCUACAGCACGGACAUCCGCGGCGCGAGCUGGAAGCGCGGCACGCUGACGACGUCGAGCGCCAACCUGCAGGCGGCCGACGGCUCGUCGCUCGCGGCGUGGUGGAGCGAGUGCGAGGUCAACUGCACGGAUAUCACGUGGCUGUUCUACGAGGACCCCGACGGCUCGCUGAUGUACGCGGGCGACGACGACUGGGCUGCGCCGCAGUUCCUCGUGCGGAACAUAGUCAAUUCGGCAGGCAUCGCGGCAACUGCCAUCCCGUUCAACAGCUCGGCGUCCCCCGCGGCGAAUAGCCCCCGCGUCUACUACCAUGACUCGAAUGUGCUGCAGGAGCUGAUGUAUACCUUUGACCCGGAGCCAACAUGGUACUAUGGUAAGAAGACUGCCCUGUUUUCACGCUCUAGGGAAGUUGGGACGCUCACAAACAAACAGCAAGUACCAUCUUCAAAGACCUACCAGCAAAUCCACCGCAGAUUGCUGCAGUCAAUUAUGAAGACCCAGCUGAUCCUGGAAUCGGAAGGGUGCGGCUUCUCGUUGUAG